CCAGAACAGAGCACAACCCAGAAGCCUCUCUCUUUCUCAAACCCAUCUGUUAUUGAUUGAGCUCCAAGGCAAUUAAGUAAAGCUCCCUACUUUCUGGAACGAUUUGGUUAUCCUUUUUCUCGAUCCCAUUCACGGGAAGCUUCCUUCUAUCUCAACUCAAGCUACAAGGAUCUAGUUCAAAGCUAAAGCUACUGGCUUUUUACUUCUUACCAUUGUCAGCAGAAUCACCCUUUUCCUAUCUUCUUUCUCUGUUUCUCUUACCGGGUUGCUGGUUAAUAGAAGGGAUGCUGGUGGGUGUUUUCUUCUUAGUUGACAAGUGUCUUGGAGAGGGGAAGGGAAUGUAAGGUUUUGAUUUGUUUGUGAGGGGAUAUAUCUUCUCGUUUUCCUAAGAGGGAUUCCGAUUUUGUUGGUACCCUUUUGGUGAAGUGCUUCUUACUUUAACUGGGUUAUCUUUGUUGGAUCUCUUUAUUUGAGCUCCGAUUUGCUUGAGAGACAAUUUUGCCAGGUUUGAGACAAGGUUUAUCUAACGCAUACAAGCUGUUCGAUCCUUUGCCUGACUGAAGGAUCGAACAUGGCAAUGGAAGACGGUAAGGAUCACGGGAGACUUAAUCCAACUACUAGGCCCUUGCCAUUGAGACUCCUCCAGUUUCUCGUGCUCUUUUUGGCAUUUGGGCUUGGGAUUUCAGUUCUCACCAUGUUCAUGACUCAGUAUUUCGGAGCUCAAUCUUUACCUGCUGCUAUUGCAAGGCAAAAAGUUGUGGUGCCAUCUCCUUUAGGUUUGCCUAGCCUCAGAGAAGAAACGCCGUAUUCACUAGAGAGGUGGAUUAGGCCUCCAGUGAAUUUGAUGCAUAGGAUGAAUGACAGCGAGUUGUUGUGGCGUGCUUCCUUCGUUCCCCGAAUCAAAGAGUAUCCUUUCAAGAGGGUGCCAAAGAUUGCGUUCAUGUUCUUGACAAAGGGCCCAUUGCCCUUGGCGCCUCUUUGGGAGAAGUUUUUCAAUGGGCAGGAAGGUCUUUAUUCUAUCUAUGUGCAUGCCUUGCCACAUUAUGUGUCCAACUUCUCGACAUCAUCAGUGUUCUACAAGAGACAAAUCCCAAGUCAGGCAGUAGAGUGGGGUAGAAUGAGCAUGUGUGAAGCUGAGAGAAGGCUCCUAGCAAAUGCCCUGCUUGAUAUCUCCAACGAGUGGUUCGUCCUAGUAUCCGAGGCAUGCAUCCCUCUCCAAAACUUCAGCAUCGUAUAUCGCUACAUAUCUAGAUCACGGUACAGCUUCAUGGGCUCAGUCGACGAGCAAGGUCAAUAUGGGAGAGGACGCUACAACCCUAACAUGGAGCCCGAGGUGACGCUCGACCAAUGGCGUAAAGGUUCUCAAUGGUUCGAGGUGAACCGCAAGCUCGCCCUCCACAUAGUAUCAGACACCAAGUACUACCCCAAGUUCAGAGACUUCUGUCGGCCAGCUUGUUAUGCCGACGAGCAUUACUACCCUACGAUGCUGGGUAUCGUUGUGCCACACCUGUUGGCCAACAGGACGCUGACUUGGACGGACUGGUCACGAGGCGGACCCCAUCCAGCUACAUUCGGGAAGUCCGACAUCACCGAGGACUUCCUCAGGAAACGGUUUGAAGCACAGCAACAGCCAUGUCUAUAUAACACCCAGCCAACGACUUUGUGCUUUCUUUUUGCCAGGAAGUUUGCUCCAAGUGCUUUGGAACCUCUGUUGAACUUGUCAUUCAAAGUUUUUGGUUACUGAUGAUACAAGAGUCCUGUGGUUAGUUUAGUUAUCAGACCAGCCUAUAUGAACUAUUCUAAUUAUAGAGAACUAAACCGAAUUAUGCUUUUGGAUUUUGGGGCUUAUAGGGGUUUUCCUCUGUUCCUUGGUGAUGUUAUAGCGAAGUCACUGUAUAGAAUUGGUGUACCUCUGCCCCAAAGUGAGGUGCUUACAUACAACUUAUUAGUUUAGAACAGAUUUAUUAUCUUCCAUCUGCAGGAUUUCUGUUUUGACCUUUGAACAGACUAUUCUCGGGUUCAUCUGCAGGUUCUGCUUUUUAACAUAAUAUUUGUGUUAAGUACUUCUUAAAAUAUCAUAUUCGUGGUAAUAACUUUUAAGAUUGUCG
Messenger RNA from Linum trigynum, 2108 nucleotides. Lineage: Eukaryota; Viridiplantae; Streptophyta; Magnoliopsida; Malpighiales; Linaceae. The record is from the annotation of a GenBank genome assembly.